Messenger RNA from Funneliformis mosseae, 1128 nucleotides. The record is from the annotation of a GenBank genome assembly. Lineage: Eukaryota; Fungi; Glomeromycota; Glomeromycetes; Glomerales; Glomeraceae.
AUGGAUUCACAGGAAAACCGUACAAAAUACGGUUUUAUAUCGUUAAUUACCAAAUUUUUUUUCAUCUUUAUCAUAAUUUGGAAUCUUACAACUUAUUGUAUAUUGGAAAAUGAUUAUAAUAAUAAUGAGAGUUACGAGAUUAAUUCAAACAAUUCGGAUAUGUUGGUAAAUCAGAAAUACUGCGGAUCAAACGAAUGUAGAUUUUUGUUCGCACAUCGAAUUCCGGAACAAGAAUCACAAGCGAAUUCCCAUUUUUAUUCAUUUAUACAAUUAGCAGAAAUGCUCAAUAGAACAAUGGUAUUGGUUAACGUACAAAAUUCUAGAAUAGGCGCUUGUUUAGAACUACCAUAUGAUUUCUAUUAUAAUGUCCAAGAAUUAAAAAAGUUAUUUCCCAAUGUGAAUUUUAUCACUCAAGAUGAUUUUCUUUCUUGGACCAAGGAACGUCAUGAAAAACCUGAUGUUGUAUUUAGAAGGAUUCAACAAGGUGGGGAACCAAAUACGAUUAUUAGUGACGUUAGUCCACAAGAAUGGGAUAACGUAAUAAACAAUCAAUGUCUUGAGGAAUUUGAUUUUAAAUAUGACGAUCAGGACGCUUCCCUUUACAAGAAACUUCUAAUCGGACCAAAGAAAUAUUGGAGAAAGUAUAAUGAAGCCAUGACAAAAUUCAUCGUUUCAAAUUUAGAACAUAUCAAUGAAGAAGCUUUAUUAAUACAUCCUUAUGAAGUCGGAGGUGCUUAUUUCCCUUCAAAAGGUAUUCAUUGGAGACAAGAGACUAUAAAUUCGAGUGUUUUACCAAAUUGCGCUGAAGGUUUAAUUAAAUAUAUUAAAGAACUUCAAUUAAAAACGGGAAUAGAGAAUAUUUAUUAUGCGACGGAUUAUCCUUUAUAUAAUGGAGGAGAGAAUGCUCAAUCAUCCACAUUUCACAUAUUAACUCGAGAACAUCAUGAGACCAUGAGAAUGUUAAAUUCUACUUUUACUUUAAAAACUUGGGUAUCAUUAAAGGCUCUAGAUGGUUUAUAUGACAUCCUCCCUCAAUUUAAAGAUUACAUCACUAAAGAAUUAAGUGGAUCCGGCUUGGCUGGGAUACUUGAUAAGUUGGUAUUGAAAAUUAUUGAUGGAAUCCGGUAA